Messenger RNA from Cydia strobilella, 1247 nucleotides. Its product is annotated as aldo-keto reductase AKR2E4-like. Gene Ontology annotation, cellular component: cytosol. NCBI's taxonomy places the organism in Eukaryota, Metazoa, Arthropoda, Insecta, Lepidoptera, Tortricidae. Gene Ontology annotation, molecular function: aldose reductase (NADPH) activity. The record is from RefSeq and is a predicted model, not a curated record. The coding region runs from base 81 to 1223 and encodes 380 amino acids. The transcript has 8 exons.
UUGUGUUUAUUUUGUCUAUCAUUGUUUUUGUAUACGGGGACCCCGGGAAGGCGCCGCUGGUGCAGCUGAACGAUGGACACAUGAUGCCCGCGGUCGCGUUGGGGACCUGGCUGGGAAACAGCUCCACGGGUCGAAUCGCCCCAGUUGGAUACGAGACAGAGCAAGCCGUGCUGUGGGCCUUAGAAGCAGGCUACAGACACGUCGACACCGCCUGGUCUUACCAUGUGGAAGACCAGGUCGGCCGGCCAGUGAAGACCGUGGUGGACGCCUAUAACCUGCUGCAUGAGAUCACCACCACUCCCAAGAUAUGUGACGCCGCGUGCUACGUGAAAAGGUUCAAAAAGAAAACAGAAAGAUCUAGCAUCAGCAUGGUUCUUCCUAUGUCGCGAGAGGAAAUAUUCGUCACAACCAAGCUGUGGAACGAUGCGCACGCGCGCUCAGCGGUGGUGCCCGCGCUCAGAGCGUCGCUCGCGCAACUACAGCUCAGCUACGUCGAUCUUUACCUCAUGCAUUGGCCAUUAGGACAGUUUGAAAACGGAUCGUACGACUCCACCCACUAUCUGGAAACCUGGCGCGGCAUGAUGGACGCGCAGGCGCUCAACCUGACCCGGUCCAUCGGUGUCAGCAAUUUCAACAAAGUCAUGCUGGAGAGCAUCCGAGCGCACCAGCUGACGAAGCCAGCUGUACUGCAGAUUGAGUGGAAUAUUAACCUGCAGCAACCCGGGCUGCUCGCUUACUGCCGUCAGCACAACAUCUCGGUGAUGGGCUACACGCCGUUCGGCGCUCUCAUGGACAAGCGGCGCGCCGACUCGCCCACUCGCAUCGACGAUCCACAGCUGACCAAAAUGGCUGCCAAGUAUGGGAAGAAUGUGCAGCAGAUAUUGCUGCGAUACGCUGUCGAAAUGGGAGUAAUCCCGAUCCCGAAGUCCAUAACCAGCACUCGAAUUUUCGAGAACAUCGAGAUUUUCGACUUCCAGCUCGAUGAGAGUGAGAAAUGGACGCUCCGCAACUUCGACCGGGGCUACAGAACCAUCCCCCAGCUCAAGUGGAGUGACCACCCCUUCUACCCCUUUGAGAAAAUGCCGGAAUACACCACCACCACCACCACCGCCGCCGCUAGUACAAGUACUGUAAACACGGAGAAAAGUACGCAACAAGUGAUUUCUGAGGUGGAUGUGAACGAUAAAUCUGCUAGAAUGAAUUUUAGGGAUAUAAAGAUAUAAUACAAUAGAAAUUGCGUCAUUAUU